This is a messenger RNA of Corticium candelabrum, 2112 nucleotides long. RefSeq names its product inositol-trisphosphate 3-kinase A-like. Lineage: Eukaryota; Metazoa; Porifera; Homoscleromorpha; Homosclerophorida; Plakinidae. Gene Ontology annotation, cellular component: cytoplasm; nucleus. The record is from RefSeq and is a predicted model, not a curated record. Gene Ontology annotation, biological process: inositol phosphate biosynthetic process. The transcript is spliced from 8 exons. Gene Ontology annotation, molecular function: inositol-1,4,5-trisphosphate 3-kinase activity; inositol tetrakisphosphate kinase activity. The coding region runs from base 301 to 1488 and encodes 395 amino acids.
UCUCGUAUCUGCACCACCAGCAGCAGUUGAAGAUAAUUCGAAAGCGGCGAGUUCUAGGUAGUUGACGAGACGGUGCUCCCUACGAUUAUUCGCACUCUGGUGAGAAAGCGGGUCUUGUAAACAGACGGGGAGGUUUACGUUUGUCAACAGGCAACCAGCCGUUCACUCCAAGUCGGUCAGAGGUGUCAGUGUAGGGAGGCCCUAUCGUCAGAAGGAACACAGCCGGGCGAGAACGUCUUCCGAGUCGUAUUCACGCCGCUUUGUCGACACUGGAACCUCGCACUGCCGACCGUCCGAGCAAUGGAGAUGGGAACUCGAAAGAUGAACGGAGCCGAAGUGGUGUCGAACGAGACUGCGUGUCUGAACGACAGCGGACAUCUAUCAACACGAAUAGAGGUGUUGAAAGAGAUGGUCGAUGAGAAGUCGCUAACCGGUCAUCAUCCUGUGCCAGUCAAUAACCAGAUGCUUUGUGUUCCGGGUAGUCACGACGGUGCGUUCGGCUCCACCGAGUCGACAAAGUCUCGCAGCUCGUCGGUCGUGUCGUCGGUGAGUAUGGCCGAAGCGAUGGAAUCGGACGGCGAGUCACCCCCCGAGUGCUCGGACGUCGCCUUCACGUUUGACGCAAAGACAGCGAGAGUGACACGAGAGUCGGCCGCGCCAGCGUCGGGUCACACUGACUGUCGUCAAAAUCCGCAGUCGGAACGGAUAACGGAUCCGUCAGAUGACGAUUUUCGCUCGCAGUCGGGAUUGUCGAGCUGUAUCGACACUGAUGAUGACCUAAUGUCUGAUGACAUUCCAUGUUCGGCGUCCGAGAGGAAACUGGUGAAACGGCAAGGGACAUGGAACCUUCUAAGACAAGUCGUCUUCUGGUCACCGUUCGUUCAAGAAUACAAACGGUCCUAUCCUUGGGUUCAACUCGCUGGUCAUGAAGGUAGUUUCAAGCCUGGGAAUGGAGGCACCAUCUUGAAGCGAGAAACUCCAAAGGAGAGAGACUGUCUGACUCAGUUGAUGAAAGAUGUCGUUAAGCCUUACGUGCCAGAAUACUAUGGCCAAGUGAAAGAGAAUGGAGAGAUGUAUGUUAGAAUGCAGGAUCUACUGGCCAGUUUUGAAGAUCCCAGUGUUAUGGAUGUUAAAAUGGGAAUUCGAACAUACCUCGAGGACGAGCUCCUGAAAGCAAGAACGAUGCCAGGAUAUAGAACAGACCUAUAUGAGAAAAUGAUGAAGAUUGACCCUGGAGCUCCUACCGGUCUAGAACGACAGAAGCAAGCAAUCACUAAAGCCAGGUACAUGCAGUGGAGAGACACCAUCACAACGACAUCAAGAUAUGGAUAUCGAAUCGAGGCAAUCAAGCUACCAGGACAAAAGCCGUAUAUCAAGGAGUUUAGGAACAUGAAGAAUCCAACGGACGUCGGUCGCUGGUUCGUCAAAUUCAGCGGGUUGGAAAAGGAUACCUCAAUUAGUAGAUGGCGAGCUAGUAUUUCGAUUUGACAACCUGGCUAUUCUGUUGUAGACAUUGUCGAAUGAUGAUAGGCUUGUAUGCAUGAAAUGUAUUAUAUAGAAAGGUUUGGGCUACUUUUCUCAUUCUUGAAAUUAUAGAUUAUUUAUUUAGAAUCUGUGAUGGCAUGUCUGAAGUCAGUUGCCAUGGCAACACAAGCUGUUUUGGAACUAAAAGUAACAUGACAAUUUCGGGCAAUCCUUACGAUGACCGAUUUGUAGAAUGACAACGGACAGUCAGUCAGUAAUGAGGAAGCAGCUCGGCUGCAUUGAAAAUAUUUAAAAUCAAGAUUACUUCUUGUUUGAAUUUAGCAGAUGUCAUGUUUAGUGUGUGGUCUGUUAUGCUUUUGUGUACGCGAGUCACAGUUUGAAACAUUGAAGUCAGGGUAGGUUAUUCGUGCGAACAGAGUGACGACACUGUAGGAGUUUCUCUGAUGGUUGUUAAUUAAUUAACUUGACCGCGGUUGGUAGCACUAAUUUCGGUGUCUCGGCAUUUUGAAGUAACAGUGUUUACAACUAGAAUAUGCUAGAAAAUUGAAUUGCAGUGAGUUGUUAUCUCAAGCUUUGAUAAGAGGUGUAUAUACUCCAAAGUUGGUCUUGUUAUCCAGGUGUCAGUAC